Messenger RNA from Triticum aestivum (bread wheat), 1998 nucleotides. Its product is annotated as putative F-box/FBD/LRR-repeat protein At4g13965. NCBI's taxonomy places the organism in Eukaryota, Viridiplantae, Streptophyta, Magnoliopsida, Poales, Poaceae. The transcript is spliced from 3 exons. Gene Ontology annotation, molecular function: protein binding. The coding region runs from base 579 to 1862 and encodes 427 amino acids. The record is from RefSeq and is a predicted model, not a curated record.
AUGCUCUAAGGCAAGGAGAUCUAACCCGACUCCUCCGCCGCUCCCCCACCUCUGCGCCCCUUUCGUCACCACCUUCACUUGGCCGGCCUUUUCGAGGUCGCAUCCCCCAACCCACACUCUGUCUUUAGAUCUACACGGAGACGUAUCGGCGGCGGCUUCUGACCUGAAGCCGAAGCCGAAGCCGAAGCCGCGUCUCCGACGACGGAGGCGGCGGAUCUGGUGUUCCAGUGAUUGCAUCGGCGGAGUAGCGGAGGCGUUGAGGUGGCUGCUGCUGCGGAUGCCCUCCCUGGAGUUGGAUCCGUGUCUUUUAAUUGGUAUGAGCUAUCACUUCCAAGAAUGAUAUGUAGCGGUGGACGGAGCGGAUACGGUUUCUAAUCCGAAGUAUUCCAGGAUUGGAGCAGUAGCCGGACUAUAUUAUACUGUAUAUAGCAGUAAUAAAAAGGCAGUCAGCCUUUGUUCGAUUUCUUGGAUUUUCACCGUUUCAUCAAGAUCGAACCGCGUCCACAACGAUCCAAGGCAGAAUUAGAUCUGUUUUGUUCCCCCUGCCUGACACCCCAACCCCUUUGGGGCCAACGACGAUGGAGGCAGAGGAGGGUGACCGCAUUAGCCUUCUCCCUGACUGCCUGCUGGGCAACAUCGUCUCCCUCCUCCCUGUCAAGAACGCAGCCUGCACCAUGGUUCUCUCCCGCCGCUGGCGACGCAUCUGGCCGUCGGUGCCGCUCGACCUAGACCUUGACGGCAGCAAUAGGAAUCUUGGCUCUGACGGCCAGUCAAUCUUGCGCAUCCUUUCCUCCCACAGCGAUGGGCCUAUCCACCGCUUCCACGCCACCAUCUCCGCGCACAAGGCCACCUCCAGCUGGCUGCAAAUCCUAUCCAACCAGCGCAUCAACGACAGCCUCGUGCUCAAGUUCGUGCCGCAUGCCGCGCACCCGCCGCUCCCUCGCGACCUCCUAAGGUUCAGUGCUAAUGUUCUCCGACAUUUGGAAUUGCAUUGCUGUUGCCUUGACCCUCAACUUGGAGUAACCCUGCCUUUGCAUAGCCUGCAUUAUCUACACUUGUCCAAUGUGGUGAUUCCCGAGACAUCGUUGCACUCUAUGAUCGCCGGCUGUCUAGCCCUGCGGAAGCUACAGCUCUUCAGAGUCCAUAACCUUCGCCGCCUCGUCCCUUGCUCACGUAAUCUCGUCGAGGUGUACAUCAGGCCACACGUCCCACUUGAAAAGGUCUCUUUCAGCGGAACACCUAAUCUUGAAAGCAUUGUGCUCUUAUAUGCGGACAUAUGGCGGCUAUGUCCCGACAUCUUUGUAAAAGAUGCCCUUCCUCCUAAGGUCCGGAAGGUUGCUCUCACACUUCCAAUGCUGCACUCGCCCAACUUUGUGAUUACGCCUAAGAUGUCAGUAUCCAUCAUUACAACACUGAUCCUCAACAUGAAAUUUAGUGAUGGUGAAGAACUGAGGAAGGCUACCAACAUGUUAAGCUUGUUCCCCUGUUUGCAAGUUCUUCAGAUUUGGUGCCUCGCCUUUGAAUGGACGGAUAAACAUGCGUUUGGACAGUGGCAACCAGCAGCUGAUACAAUUAUCUGCCUAAACGAGCAUCUCAAAUAUGUGGAACUUCAUGGGUAUUAUGGAACUAUAGGGGAGGUGCAAUUUGCAAGUUUCCUUAUGGCUGGAGCAAAAGCUCUGAGGGCCAUGCAAAUAUUGCACGGUAGUAAAUUGAGGGAUGAGCGUAUCAACACCAUGAAAAGUUUAAUACUGAAAGGUGGCAAAGCUUCGUCAGAAGCUCAACUUAGCUUUGCAUGGAGGAGCGACAUACCUACUGUUCGACAGGACCUUGAUAGUUACCUGCGCCAAGUUCGUAUUAUUUGAUUGCAGGAAUUGUAUUCCAUACUUUACAGUCUAAACUAGUUAAUUGCACGUAUGUUUCAAUUAAUUCAGUCAUGUUAUACACAAUAACAAUUUUGAAGUGUUUCAGUUCAUAUUGAAGGAAAAGGAUGGUUAAUGA